Molecule: messenger RNA, 897 nt
Organism: Balearica regulorum gibbericeps (East African grey crowned-crane)
Lineage: Eukaryota; Metazoa; Chordata; Aves; Gruiformes; Gruidae
Source: RefSeq, a predicted model, not a curated record
AUGUCGGUGGAGGUUUCUGUAGGAUGCAAGGAUUGCAGUCAAGCGUGCAUUGCAGAGAUACGGUUUGGGGCCAUAAAAUACAACCCAGAAGCUGACCCGGUUUUCGCCCGUGUGCAGAGCUGUUACACCAUCCAAGGUUGGUCUGUUCGCCACAUCAUCAGUCUGCAGAGGAAACGAAUCGGCCUGCUCAAGGUUUUGGUGCAAACCAGCGACCGUUACACCGCCUGCUGCUACGUGAUGCGAACUCAAUGGAGAAAGGCCCAAGAGCGAGAUUUAAAGAACGUUUUGAAGAACGCUGACCAGGACAUCCCAUUGGUCUUCGUCAGUGGAAAUCAUGAUGUUGGCAAUACUCCAACAAGAGAAACAAUAGACGAUUAUUGCAAGAGCUGGGGAGAUGACUACUUCAGCUUUUGGGUUGGAGGUGUUUUCUUUCUAGUGCUGAAUUCUCAGCUAUACUUCGAUUCUUCCCAGUGCCCCGAGUUAAAGCAAGCCCAGGAUGUGUGGCUCAACGAGCAACUGGCUGUCGCUGAGAAACACCAAUGCAAGCAUAUAAUAGUGUUUCAGCACAUCCCUCUGUUUCUGAGAGAACCUGAUGAAGACCACGAUUAUUUCAACUUGGAAAAAUCAGUUCGUCAAGAGAUAAUGGAAAAGUUUCAUCAAGCAGGCAUUAAAGCUGUAUUUUCUGGACAUUACCAUAGGAAUGCUGGAGGGUCCUACAGAGGACUGGAAAUGGUGGUUUCAUCAGCAGUGGGAUGCCAGCUGGGAGAAGAUACGCAUGGGCUUCGAGUGGUUGUUGUCACAGAUGACAAGAUUGUUCAUAGAUACUACAGUCUGAAUGAACUGAGCAGCCAAGGCAUAGAGAAAGAGCUGCUGGAUAUGCUUGCAGAGCAAAAUUAG